Messenger RNA from Dothidotthia symphoricarpi CBS 119687, 2549 nucleotides. RefSeq lists its product as uncharacterized. Bases 38 to 2422 code for a protein of 794 amino acids. The record is from RefSeq and is a predicted model, not a curated record. The transcript is spliced from 2 exons. Gene Ontology annotation, molecular function: catalytic activity; FMN binding; 4 iron, 4 sulfur cluster binding. Gene Ontology annotation, biological process: wybutosine biosynthetic process. NCBI's taxonomy places the organism in Eukaryota, Fungi, Ascomycota, Dothideomycetes, Pleosporales, Dothidotthiaceae.
CAAAAGUUCACGCUCUGCUGUGCGGAACGCAGCAGCCAUGGCUUUACUUUAUGAUUUGGGACAGCUGCCAAAUGAGUUGCUUCUCAUCUGGCACACUCAUCGAGUCGCUCUCCUCCUCUCUGCUGUCGCACUAGUAACCGUUGUGCGCCUCGCGAUAUAUCUACGCGGUCAAAGAGAGAAAGUCUCCGUGUCCCCGGCGCCCGCCUCGCCUGUGGAAAAGAAACUUGUCGAGCUGAGACCUGAAUGGCUUCCUGAAAACACGACGCUCAAUGUCUCGAACUUGAACUUGGACGACCAUGCCGAGGAAGACGCGAUCGCGGUGGCUACAAUUGUAAAGGCAAAGAAAGGUCCAAAGACCGUGAAGGGCAAGAAGAUUUCAAAGAAAAUCGCAACACCAGCUCCAAGCUUUGAUCAUAAGACAGACAAGAUCCAGCCUUUGGUCUUCUUUCAGUCUCUCUCAGGGACAACGGAGCGCUUCGCUGCGCAAUUCGCGAAGGUUCUCACCGAGUGGACAACGGGAUGCGAGCAGUCUGCCUCCUUCCUCGAACCACAAACAUUCGAUCUUUCGUAUACUGAGUUCGACGACUACUUCCUCAGCCCGCCGAAAGCUGAGCCAAAUGUCAAGCACUUCUACUUCAUCCUCCUACCGACCUACAACAUCGACACCGUUCUAAGCAUCUUCCUCGAGAGCUUGCAAGAAACGCACAACGACUUCAGAAUUGAUACGGCGCCAUUGAGUGGACUGCUUGGAUAUUCUGUGUUUGGCUUUGGAGACAAGGAGGGAUGGCCCACAGAAGAGGAUGGCUUUUGUAGCCAAGCCAGGGAAGUGGACAGAUGGAUGGCAAGGCUGACAGGGAGAAAACGAGCAUACCCCCUAGGCAUGGGCGAUGUCAAGGCAGACGCUGAUGCACGUCUACAAGAGUGGCGGACAGGCGUUCAAGAAGCGCUUGUGGAGAUCGCAGAAGGACGAGGUCUGGGUGAGGGUGUACGUGGCAGUGGAGACGCAGCAGAAAGUGACGAGGAAGACAUAGACGACGCAGAGGACUCUAAUGGCCAGACGACACGAGUCGACGACGUUGAAGAUCUAGGCUCCAUGGUGACCUCCUCCUCGACAGCAAUUCCCGUCGACUUCACCACCUACAAAUCUGCACCAAAGUCUAAAUCCACCACCGGCCCCAAAGAGAUGGUACCCACUACAUCCCCAACCUACGCUUCCCUCACGAAACAAGGCUACUCCAUAAUCGGCUCCCAUUCGGGCGUGAAAAUCUGCCGUUGGACCAAGUCCGCACUUCGAGGUCGCGGCUCCUGCUACAAAUACUCCUUCUACGGCAUUCAGUCACAUCUCUGCAUGGAAGCCACGCCAUCCCUCUCUUGCUCGAACAAAUGCGUUUUCUGCUGGCGCCAUGGCACAAAUCCGGUGGGCACAACCUGGCGCUGGAUAACCGACGCACCAGACCUGAUAUUCGACGGUAUAACCGCCGCGCACUACAAGAAGAUCAAGAUGAUGAAAGGUGUACCUGGCGUACGCGCUGAGCGCUUCGCAGAAGCCAUGCGCAUCCGACACUGCGCACUGAGUCUCGUCGGCGAGCCAAUCUUCUACCCACACAUCAACGAGCUGCUAGAAAUCAUGCACAAGUCGCGCAUCUCCACCUUCCUCGUCUGCAACGCGCAGCACCCCGCCCAACUCGCCGCCCUCGUCCCCGUCACACAACUCUACGUCUCAAUCGACGCCUCCAACAAAGAGUCCCUGCGCAAAAUCGACCGCCCGCUACACAGAGACUUCUGGGAGCGUUUCUGCGCCUGCCUCGACAUCCUGCGCAACAGGCGCUUCGAGCAGCGCACCGUCUUCCGCCUCACCCUCGUCAAGGGCUUCAACAUGGCAGAGGAAGUAGCCGGCUACGCCGAUCUCGUCGAGCGCGCCCUCCCCUGCUUCGUCGAGGUAAAAGGCGUCACGUACUGCGGGACAAGCGCCGCGGGCUCCGCAGGCCUCACAAUGCAAAACGUGCCCUUCUACGAAGAAGUCGCAGAGUUCGUCACGCAUCUCGAGAAGGAACUCGCUUCCCGCGGCCUGACGUACGGUAUUGGCGCUGAACACGCACACUCGUGCUGCGUCCUGCUUGCGGAUCGCACGCGGUUCCAGCGCGAUGGGCGGUGGGCGACGCGCAUAGACUUUGAGAGGUUCUUCGACUUGUACGAGGGGAAGGCGCAGGGGACGCGGAUGGAGAAUGGGGCCGUGGUGGGCUGGAGACCAGAGGACUAUGUUGGCGGUGAGACGCCGGAGUGGGCGCUCUGGGGCAACGGCGGCUUUGAUCCGCGCGACCAGCGCGUGUAUAGAAAAGGCAAAGGGCCCAAGACUGAGGAUGGUGGUGGUGGGGGAGAGCAAGCAGGUAAAAAGGUAGAUGCUGCGGCUUUAGAGUUCUGAAGAGAAAUAUGUUGAAUGAAUGGGUAUUUGAGAGACUUGGUUCUCUACACCAUACAUACAUUCUUCUUGCGAGAGUUCAUUGCGUGCAGACUGCAACAAAAAAUGGCCCCAUGGGUUUGAAAAUACG